GAAGAGAAAGUCCAUCGAAGCUUUGAGUCUGAAUCUGACCUUUGCGGUCGACAAUCCAGCACUGUCGUGUUUCCCGGGCGGCGGCGGCGGUGGAUGGAAGAGCACAAGGGAAGCUGGGCAAUGAAGGAGGAGGAGUAUGUAACGUCAGGAACCGAAACAGAGAGUGACAGCCAGGAAAAGGCGUCCGGGUGUUUGCUCCACACCACUUGGCAAGUCACCGGCACUGACGAUGAUCGGCCCCCCAGCCCCAUUUAA
Molecule: messenger RNA, 255 nt
Organism: Neurospora tetrasperma FGSC 2508
Lineage: Eukaryota; Fungi; Ascomycota; Sordariomycetes; Sordariales; Sordariaceae
Exons: 2
Source: RefSeq, a predicted model, not a curated record